Messenger RNA from Magallana angulata, 606 nucleotides. RefSeq names its product forkhead box protein D1-like. The transcript has a single exon. The annotation marks the transcript as partial. The record is from RefSeq and is a predicted model, not a curated record. NCBI's taxonomy places the organism in Eukaryota, Metazoa, Mollusca, Bivalvia, Ostreida, Ostreidae. Gene Ontology annotation, biological process: regulation of transcription by RNA polymerase II; cell differentiation; anatomical structure morphogenesis. Gene Ontology annotation, molecular function: DNA-binding transcription factor activity, RNA polymerase II-specific; RNA polymerase II cis-regulatory region sequence-specific DNA binding.
AUGUCAUCAAGAGAAGCCACCCUCCCUCCCUACACCAUGUCCUCAAUGGUCAUCUACGCCAUCCAGUGCUCCCCGCAGAAAGCCUUGACCUUGUCAGAGAUCUGCUUAUCCCUGGAGACCAUGUUUCACGUCUAUGGCGGCAACGACAAAGCUUGGUACAACAAGGUCCGUAACGUCCUCUCAAAGAACACCCACUUCGUCAAGAUAAGGCAUCCCAACAACAGCGGCAAGAGUCUGUGGACCGUCGACCUGUCCCUUGUUCCUCUCACUUCGUUCCGGAGGCAGACGACACGUAUAGAAAGUCACAACGGAUGGCCAAGCCUCCUUUAUCAAUAUCUUGGUGUUCCGGAAAUCGAGCUUCGUGGUGUUGUGUCCUCGAGUACAGCUUCCGGUAUUGAACGAACCACCAGUGUUGUGUCCUCUCAACUCAGCUUCGGUAUUGACCGCAUCCUCAGCAUGUCACCCAGACCGUCAAAGACUCCCACAGCAGACGACUCCAUUCUAGAUGGAGAUGCCUGUUCCGCUUGUGAUUCGUUUUGCAGUGUGUUCGAUACCACUUACGACGAGGGUGACUCAGUUCAUGGAAUCUGUUAUUCAUCCAGAGAU